AUGGCAACUCUAACUUUCCAAAUAGACCAACCAACAGUCCAGGCUGGCGGUGUCCUAUCCGGAAGCUUCGUCCUCAGAACGACCCAACAAAUCGCGGCAAGCAGUGUAGAAAUCUACUUUCGUGGCAAGGAAUACACAUAUAUCGAAAAAGGAAGUGGCAAAAACAAAAAGGAGCUUCGAAACAAGAUCGAAGUCACCUAUCAUGAUCUCGGAAGCCAUCUUGCCACGCAAAGAAUCGUCGGCGGUGGCUACAUCAAUCCAGGAGCAUACGAAUUCCCGUUCGAGAUCAUUCUUCAGGACAGUCUACCGCCCAGCAUGUGGGUCUACUCAGACGACGAUUACGCCAAGGUUGAGUAUUGCCUCCGUGCCAAGUUCAAAGGCUCUGGAGUCUUUGCCGACUAUGAAGCUCGUAGGGUCAUUAACAUGCUAGCAAAGCCGUCCCUUGAGCGGGCUGUUCCCCGCCUCGUGGACCCGUUUGUGCGCCGCGUCAACUACCUCGCGGCAUGGGAAAUGGGUGAGUUAUGCAUUGGUGCCCGGGUGCUGGAUACAGAGCUUAUGCCUGGUCAACCAGCAGAGGUGAUUCUUGGCCUCCGAAAUGACAGCGAAGCAAGCCCCCAGAAGGUCAAAUUGAAACUGCAGGAAAUUGUGAACUGGACGGUCGGCAGCGAGAAAUCAUCCAAAACCAGGACUCUUGCCAAAACAGAACUCGUACUCAAGAAUCAGCAGAAGCCAUUGGAUAAGCAAACACGCCUUGAACUGAAGGCGAACAAGCACGAGCGACGGGAGCAAAACCAACGCGAUAUAAUGAACGAAUUGCAGGAGGCCAAGCCCACCGAGGCGUUGCGCCUCCCAAUUCCACAGCUCACAACAUCUGGGUUCAAAAGUGCGAAUAUUGAAGUAUCCCAUCAGCUUGUUGUCAAGGUAAUGACAGAAAGCAUGAUCACAAACCCCGAAUUUUAUGUUCCGAUCAGGAUAUUGGCUGGUGGCGCAACGCCAACAAGAUCAGCCUCUCCCCCUGUGGCACAGGCAACAGCAGUGGUAGAAGAGAGCCUGCCUCUGGCGGAUGCAGUGCCAAUCCGUGAUGAGUCGGUCAGGCAGUACCCCGACUUCGGUGUAGCUGCUGUCCCGAUCCCCUCGAAGAAGGACUGAUUGAAUUGAAUCGUCCAGCUUUUUAUCAUACGCAUCUAUUGUAAACUAGCAAGUCCAUAUUUCCAGAUUUAAACUUCAGUUGGUGCCGAAUGUUGUUGUAUUGUCUACCACCACAGCCUCUGCUCUGCCUAGCUUAGCCCCCCUCGCUCCUUAAUAACGUAUCUAUUUAGUAUUUGCUUUUCACCA
Molecule: messenger RNA, 1335 nt
Organism: Seminavis robusta
Lineage: Eukaryota; Bacillariophyta; Bacillariophyceae; Naviculales; Naviculaceae
Source: the annotation of a GenBank genome assembly